UAUUGGACAGUUUCUUUUGUAUAUUAUAUGACUUUAUAAACUCCAACAACAAUGUGCUUCUAUUUUUUGUUUCAGGCUAAAUCUACCCAAGACGUUGGCUGUCAGACUGAUUUAGUAAUCUGCAAAAAUGCACUUGUCCAGGCUCAUGUAAAGCCUUAUCGACGUAGCAAAGCCACACAGUUUAGAGCUCCCAGCCGCAGUGUGUCUUGUGACACAGGUACCGUGACGGAAAUUCAUCUUCCACAAAGUCCCAGAGCUGCGUACACACCCCUGAAAAGACCACGAUAUGAGGUGUCUGUUGUUGAUCCCAGCUUCCACCUCAAUGACAGUGCAAGCUCAGUGAACUGUUCAAGCUCUUUCACUGAGGUCCAUCCACAAAAGGACAAGAAGUACAUUGUUCAUGAGAAACAGUUGCUGGGGCUGUUCAGAAGGUGUCCCGUUUGUACCGGUCGUUGUGUUGUGAACACGACAACAGUCGGCACACUGCUCCGUGUGACACAACGGUGUUCAUGCUGUGAGCACUACAAUGAAUGGUCCAGUCAGCCCAUGGUGAACAGCAUCCCAGCAGGAAACCUCCAGCUCUGUGCUGCUGUCCUUUUCACAGGCUCAUCAUUUAGCCAGAUUUCUAAGUUCCUGGGUGCCUUCAAUGUGCAGGGACUGUCCAAGCAGUCAUUCUGUCGGCAUCAGGCAAAGCUCUUAAUUCCAACAGUGAGCUGGCAGUGGCAGCUAGAGCAAGCUGAUAUCAUCCAGGAGGCUACUGAAUCUGGACCUGUGACUCUUGGUGGUGACAUGCGAGCUGAUUCACCUGGUGAAUACGUUUAAAUUUAUUUAUUUUAUUCCUUUGCUAUCAAAUGUAAAUUAAGUAAUAACUUGCAU
Molecule: messenger RNA, 876 nt
Organism: Nothobranchius furzeri (turquoise killifish)
Lineage: Eukaryota; Metazoa; Chordata; Actinopteri; Cyprinodontiformes; Nothobranchiidae
Source: RefSeq, a predicted model, not a curated record